AUGGCAUAUCAGCAUGUCAGGCUUGAAUUUAGUAAACUAAACAAUCUGGUGGAGUUGGAUAUAUCUGGGAAUAAUUUUACUGGAGUUAGCUCUUUUAUGUCGAAGGAGUGGACAUCUCUUAGAAGAUUGUAUAUAGAUGGCAACGAGCUUAAUGGCACAUCUUUGGCAGGACUGUGCAAGAUAAAGAAUUUUGAAGAAUUAGGUGUUAGCCAUAAUAAUUUGAAGGGAAAUAUUCCAGUGUGUAUUGGAAAUCUAUCAUCUCUCAAACAUAUUGAUAUUUCCUACAAUCAGUUCGGAACACUCUUUUCUUCAUCUGUCAUAAAAAACCUCACUCUGCACAAGUAUGCAAUUUUUUCAGACAAUAACUUUGAAGGCAUCCUCUCAAUAGACUUAUUUUCUAAUAACAUAGAUCUCAAAGUGUUGGAUCUUUCAAACAAUUAUCAACUAGAAGUCCAAACCCAACAUCUAAGAAUGAUGCCGCCAUUUCAACUAAAUGAAAUUUCCUUAUCUAAUUGCAUUCUUAGCAGGCCAUCUAGUUUUAUCCCCACAUUCUUGUCCAAUCAAUACAUGAUAGAGUACAUUGAUUUUUCAAAAGGACCACUUAUCUUUCCAUCCUAUAAAGUAAAUUUAUUAUUAUUUGAUAUCUCUAAUAAUGAACUCGCUGGAGAAAUUCCAAACAACAUUGGUUAUGUCCUCCUUGAUAUUGAAUACUUGCGCAUGUCACAUAACUUUCUACAAGGUGCUAUCCCUUCCUCCUUCGGAAAUUUGAACCAUGUAAAGCUUGUAGACUUAUCAUAUAAUCAUCUAUCUGUGAGUAUGUGGCUUGAAGCCAUUUUAGACAUUGGUUAUGAAUCAUCUAAACCAAACAAAGAAUUCUUUUGGUAUCAUAUCAAUGGUCAGCUAAGUAGUGCUAUAACAGCUGAAAUUGGAGAUAUUGGGUUUUUAACAAAAAGAAAAUCAUAUAGUUACGAAGGGGACAUCCUAAACUACUUAUAUGGACUAGAUUUAUCUGAAAACCAAUUUGAUGGGAAAAUCCCAGAGGAGGUUGGUGAGAUGACUUUGCUCCGAGCUUUGAAUUUCUCUAGCAAUCACUUGACUGGUCCAAUACCCGCUACAUUGUCAAGGUUGACAAAUAUUGAAAGCUUGGACCUCUCCCACAACAUGUUGAUUGGCCGCAUACCUUUGCAAUUGAUAGAGCUUCAUUUCUUACAAGUCUUCUCAGUGGCAUACAAUAACCUUUCUGGUCCAACAUUAGGAAUGGUCUCUCAGUUCGGUACGUUUGAUGAAAGGAGCUAUGAAGGGAACCCUUAUCUUUGUGGUCCUCCAUUGGUGAAGAAGUGCACCUUCAUGGUACCAUCUCCAGAGCUAAGUCAAGUUGCUAAUGAUCAUGAUGAUGAAGAAGAAGUAAUGGACCAUAUCAUAUUUUUUGCAUCAUUUGCAUUUGGUUUCAUCAUAGGUUUUUGGGGAUGGAUGGCUCUAUUAUACUUCAGGAAAUGA
This is a messenger RNA of Dioscorea cayenensis subsp. rotundata (Guinea yam), 1497 nucleotides long. Its product is annotated as receptor-like protein 56. The transcript has 5 exons. The coding region runs from base 1 to 1497 and encodes 498 amino acids. The record is from RefSeq and is a predicted model, not a curated record. Gene Ontology annotation, molecular function: protein binding. NCBI's taxonomy places the organism in Eukaryota, Viridiplantae, Streptophyta, Magnoliopsida, Dioscoreales, Dioscoreaceae.